Mycetomoellerius zeteki is the source of this 1761-nucleotide messenger RNA. Its product is annotated as probable glutamate receptor. The transcript is spliced from 9 exons. Gene Ontology annotation, cellular component: membrane. The record is from RefSeq and is a predicted model, not a curated record. Bases 1 to 1761 code for a protein of 586 amino acids. Gene Ontology annotation, molecular function: ligand-gated monoatomic ion channel activity. NCBI's taxonomy places the organism in Eukaryota, Metazoa, Arthropoda, Insecta, Hymenoptera, Formicidae.
AUGCAUAACAUUCGUAAUUUUUACGAGGAACUUGAUCCGAAGAUUUACAAUGACUUAGAACAUCAAAAUCUGUAUAUGUUAAAUUUAGAUUGCGAUUAUGCCAUUGAUAUUUUACGUCAGGCACAUUCAAAAAGGAUGUUUGUCGCCCCGACAAAGUGGCUGCUUUUUCAAGAUCGAAAAACGAUGACUGAUAACGAUAAUAACGUCAAUUUAACUUUUACAUAUAAUGACACUGUGUUGGAAAUUUUCGAGGAUUUGGCAAUCUAUCCUGAUAGCGACGUGAUCCUCGCGCGAAUAUUUGAUGGCGAUUUUAUCGAAUUAUUAUCCAUAUAUCGACCAAGUCCACAAAGAGGUGUAAUGUGGGAAAAUCGUGGAAACUGGACACUUGAAAACGGUCUACGAAUGAGCACUUUCGAUGUAGCAUCAGCACGAAGAAAAGAUCUUCAACAGACAGCUCUUAAAUCUUGUUUAGUGAUGACGGAUCCUGAUACAAUGAAUCAUUUGACUGACUUUAAGGAUAAAACCAUAGAUCCUGUCACAAAGGUUAAUUAUCCUUGGGUACUGCAUUUAGUAAAUCGAAUGAAUGCAACGGUAAGUUUUGAAGUUACGGAUACCUGGGGAUUUCUCAGCAAGAAUGGUUCCUGGAGCGGAAUGAGCGGGAUGUUGCAACGACGUGAAAUCGAUAUUGGCGGCACUGCUACAUUUUUCGUGCCGGAACGUGUCGGUGUUGUACAAUUCAUUCAAUUGUAUACAAAUACGGACCUACGCUUUGUAUUUCGGCGACCUUUACUGUCGACUGUCAGCAACAUAUUUAUUCUGCCUUUUCAACGAAACGUCUGGAUAGCGCUUGCAAUAUUUCUUCUUUUGGUCUUCUGUUUGCUCUAUUUAUCCAUCAAAUGGGAAUACUAUCGCAGUAGUAAGACAAAAUCAGCAGCCUACUGGAAACAAUUAAAUCCCAACAAGCAAACGAUCAGCGAUAAUUUUUUUAUUCUUUUAGGCGCAUUUUCUCAGCAAGGAUAUUCGUACGAGCCCUACAGAGUUUCAUCUCGAAUAGUUACUCUUAUGUUAUUGUUUGCCUCGCUAAGCUUCUAUGCGGCUUAUACAGCAAAUAUCGUGAGUUUAUUGCAAUCUACCACGGAUUCUAUCAAAACUCUUCCGGAUCUUUUAAAUAGUCCUUUAAAGAUGGGUGUGCACAAUAUAGUAUAUAGUAAAUAUUAUUUCCAGUCUUUCCGAGAUCCCGUUAGAAAGGCGAUCCUGGAACAGCGAAUCGAGCCGAAAGAAAGCAAAGCUAACUGGAUAUCUGUAGAAGAAGGUGUAACCCGUAUAAGAAACGACCUCUUCGCAUUCCAUGGUGAGAUUGGUACGAUUUAUCAGGAAAUGCAAGACACGUAUUUGGAGGAAGAGAAGUGCGGUUUGACUGAGAUCGAUUUCCUAAAUCACAUAUAUCCGCUUCUUGCGAUACAAAAGCAAUCACCAUAUUCAGAGAUAUUUAAAACUGGAGCUCUAAAAUUACGAGAAUACGGACUUAAAUAUCGCGAGGAAUAUCUCUUAUAUACGAGAAAACCAGUGUGUUCGAGUCAGACUAGAUUCAUCACUAUCGGUUUCACGGAAUGUUAUUUCGCGCUAGUUAUAAUAGGCUACGGAAUACUCCUAUCUGUAAUCGUAUUUGUGUUUGAGUUAUUAUGGCAUAAGAGACAAACUAUGCACGCGAUAAAAGAAAUGUCAAAUUCAGAAACCAACAGUGUGGAAUGCCUUGAUUAA